This is a messenger RNA of Triticum turgidum subsp. durum (durum wheat), 3069 nucleotides long. The record is from the annotation of a GenBank genome assembly. Lineage: Eukaryota; Viridiplantae; Streptophyta; Magnoliopsida; Poales; Poaceae.
AUGGGAAGAGAAAAGCUCCAUAAGCAGCCAUCUGGUCGUCUGAUUGAAUCCCUUAAAAUGGAGAGGGUCAGGACUAUUCUGACUCAUAGAUACCCAUACCCACAUGAGCAUUCAAGACAUUUCAUGAUUGCUGUGAUUGUUGGCUGGCUUUUCCUCCUUUCAUCAGAUAACUUACAAACCCUUAUAAUGAAAUUGGACAAGAAUUUUAAAUGGUGGUCGAUGUAUGCCUGUUUGAUUGGUUUCUUCUAUUUCUUCUCAUCACCAUUUAUUAGGAAGACUAUCAAGCCAAACUAUUCAAACUUUAGUCGUUGGUACGUUGCUUGGAUAUUCUUGGCAGCAUUAUACCAUCUCCCUAGUUUUCAGUCAAUGGGGUUGGAUUUGAGGAUGAAUCUUUCCCUCUUCCUCACUAUUUAUAUUUCCUCUCUAGUUUUCUUGAUCGUCUUCCACGUCAUAUUUCUUGGACUCUGGUAUUUGGGUCUUGUUUCUCGCAUGGCAGAGAAAAAGCCAGAGAUGCUUACUAUAAUCCAAAAUUGCGCAGUGAUAAGUAUAGCUUGCUGCGUGUUCUACAGCCACUGUGGUAACAGGACUCUUUCAAGGGAUAAAUCUAUUGAUCGUAGAACUGCUAGCUGGGUUGCAUUUUCACUCUGGAGAAAGCAAAAUGAGGACAACACACUGAUUUCAAAGCUAUUGCGUAUGCAUAAGUUUAAAGACCAGAUUUGCUCAUCCUGGUUUGCCCCGGUUGGCUCUGCCAGUGAUUACCCACUUCUCUCGAAAUGGGCCAUUUAUGGAGAAUUAGCUUCCAAUGGAUCCGAACACUCCAACAUCAUUUCACCUGUCUACUCUUUGUGGGCCACAUUCAUUGGUCUUUACAUGGCCAAUUAUGUCGUGGAGCGGUCAACUGGAUGGGCUCUAACUCAUCCUUUAACAAUUUCGGAGUAUGAGAAUCUGAAGAAACUGUUGAAACCGGAUUUUGAGGACAUGGUUCCUUGGUACUCUGGGACCUCAACAGAUUUAUUCAAAACCGUUUUCGACCUCAUGAUAUCUGUGACACUUUUUGUUGGUAGAUUUGACAUGCGUAUGAUGCAGGCUGCUAUGAACAAAACUCCAGAUGAAUCUAAGAGCAGCGACCUUUUAUACGAUCAUCUUGAUGGGAAAGACGAACUUUGGUUUGACUUCAUUGCAGAUACCGGCGAUGGUGGCAACUCUACAUAUGCUAUAGCACGCUUACUUGCUCAACCUUCUUUAGUCGUAAAGUCUGAUGAUUCCAGGCUUAUAUUUCCCCGUGGAGAACUACUACUUAUUGGUGGAGACCUCGCAUAUCCGAAUCCAUGCUCAUUUACAUAUGAGCGGCGUUUUUUCUGCCCUUUUGAGUAUGCUCUCCAGCCUCCUGCUUGGUACACGCCUGAUCAUAUAGCAUUGGAAAAACCUGAACUUCCUCUUGGAGUUUCUGAGCUCAGGCAGUAUAAGGGACCACAAUGUUUUAUGAUUCCUGGAAACCAUGAUUGGUUUGAUGGACUGAACACAUUCAUGAGGUAUGUCUGUCAUAAGAGCUGGCUUGGUGGGUGGUUUUUACCCCAGAAGAGGAGUUAUUUUGCAUUAAAGCUUCCCAAUGGGUGGUGGGUUUUUGGUCUUGACCAAGCUCUACAUGGCGACAUUGAUGUGUACCAGUUCAAGUUUUUUGCAGAAUUAUGUCAACAGAAGGUUGGAGAACAUGAUUCUGUAAUUCUUAUAACUCAUGAGCCAAAUUGGCUUCUCGACUGGUACUGGGGUGAUAAAACUGGAAAAAACGUAACAUAUUUAAUACGUGAGUACCUCAAGGGAAGGUGUAAAUUGCGGAUGGCUGGCGACCUGCACCAUUAUAUGCGUCAUUCUUGCACUGAGUCCAAAGAACCAGUACAUGUGCAACACUUGCUUGUAAAUGGUUGUGGUGGAGCCUUUUUGCAUCCAACACAUGUCUUCGAGAACUUCAAGGAAUGCUAUGGGAACAAGUAUGAAACGAAGGCUGUAUAUCCUUCUUAUGAAGAUUCUAGCAAGAUUGCACUUGGUAAUAUUUUAAAAUUCCGAAGGAAAAAUUGGCAAUUUGAUGUCAUUGGUGGUUUUGUGUAUUUCGUGUUGGUCUUCUCAAUGUUUCCACAGUGUGACUCAUUUCGUAUCUUGCAUGAAGACUCUUGGGAUGGCCGUGUGAAUAGUUUCUUCAAUGCAACGUGGAAUGCUAUUUUUGAGAUUCUAGAGCAUUCUUAUGUAUCCCUAGCUGGUGUUCUUACUCUGUUGACGGUAUCAUUUUUCUUUGUACCCACAAAACUAUCACGUAGAAGACGUGCUUUGCUUGGCUUUCUUCAUGCUGCUGCUCAUAUAACUUCGGCAGUACUACUGAUGCUGCUUAUGGAACUGGGUAUUGAGAUAUGCAUCCGCAACCAUCUACUAGCGACAUCAGGCUACCACACCCUCUAUGAAUGGUACCGUCAGGCAGAAAGUGAACAUUUCCCUGAUCCCACGGGGCUUCGUGCUCGUCUGGAACAGUGGACCUUCGGGCUUUAUCCUGCGUGUAUCAAGUACCUUAUGUCUGCCUUCGACAUCCCAGAGGUUAUGGCAGUAACUAGAAGCACAAUCUGCAGAAAAGGAAUAGAGUCUCUCCCUCGGGGAGGCGCCAUCAUCUACUAUGUGUCUGUCUUUCUCUACUUCUGGGUCUUGUCGACGCCCGUUGUGUCGAUGGUGUUUGGGAGCUACUUAUACGUGUGUAUAAACUGGUUCCAUAUUCACUUUGACGAGGCCUUCUCCUCCCUGCGCAUAGCAAAUUACAAGGCGUUCACGCGGUUCCACAUCAAAAAGAAUGGAGACCUUGAGGUGUUCACCCUGGCUGUGGACAAGGUGCCAAAAGAGUGGAUGCUGGAUCCAGACUGGGAUAUGGAGCCCAAGGAGCCAUUGCAGAUGAGCCACACCAGGAGGUUCCCAAGCAAAUGGCGAGCCGCGUCGGGAUGGUCGGAUCCGACCAGCGUAGUUCGGGUUGUUGACCAGUUUGUCAUUCCACGGACACUGGUAGAUCCUCUUUUACCAGACUCUGCUCCGUGA